UCCCUACCCAGGUGGUCCCCUCGCCUCUACCUGGGGCGAACCUUCUUUGCUACCACUGGGAAGCGAGAGCGGCUCUCCAGCUCGGGUGGGGAUGGGGGUCCCGGGGCUGUGCCUUAUCAGGUUGGAGGGGUGCCCCUCUUCUGGGAGGCCUGGGAGCGAGCGAGGGCAGGGCGGGCAUCCGUGUGCCCGGAAGGCAGCGGGGCGCUCUUCGGGCCCUUCCCCUGGCCGCCGCCUCGGUGCCGCGGGGUGCGGUACUGGCGGAGCGUCCGGCCGGACGACCAGGGUCCAGGGCGAUGGGGCGUGAGCGGGUGCGGAGGGAUGUGGGUGGGGGAGCCGGCGGCACAUGGAUGAACGCACAAUCGCCCUUGUGAGGCUGCCGCCCUUGGGAGCACCCGGGCUCUGAGGCCACGAGACGGCCCGGACACGAUGCACCCCAGCAGGCGCAGCCUCCCUUUCCCCCUCAACUGUCAGCUCGUGAGGGUUGGAACUGCUGAUUAUGGAGGUGCCACGGAUCAGAGUGAUCAGCAGCUGGACUGUGCCUUGGACUUGAUGAGGCGCCUGCCUCCACAGCAAAUCGAGAAAAACCUCAGCGACCUGAUCGACCUGGUCCCCAGUCUAUGUGAAGAUCUCCUGUCUUCUGUCGACCAGCCACUGAAAAUCGCUAGAGACAAGGUGGUGGGGAAGGAUUACCUUUUGUGCGACUACAACAGAGAUGGGGACUCCUACAGGUCACCGUGGAGUAACAAGUAUGACCCUCCCUUGGAAGAUGGGGCCAUGCCUUCUGCUCGGCUGAGAAAGCUGGAGGUGGAAGCCAACAAUGCCUUUGACCAGUACCGAGACCUGUAUUUUGAAGGCGGCGUCUCAUCUGUCUACCUCUGGGAUCUGGAUCACGGUUUCGCUGGCGUGAUCCUCAUAAAGAAGGCUGGAGACGGAUCAAAGAAGAUCAAAGGCUGCUGGGAUUCCAUCCACGUGGUGGAAGUGCAGGAGAAGUCCAGCGGUCGCACCGCGCAUUACAAGCUGACCUCCACGGUGAUGCUGUGGCUGCAAACCAACAAAUCUGGCUCUGGCACCAUGAACCUCGGAGGAAGCCUUACCAGACAGAUGGAGAAGGAUGAGACCGUGAGCGACUGCUCCCCGCACAUAGCCAACAUCGGGCGCCUGGUAGAGGACAUGGAAAAUAAAAUCAGAAGUACGCUGAAUGAGAUCUACUUUGGAAAGACGAAGGACAUCGUCAACGGGCUGAGGUCCGUGCAGACUUUUGCAGACAAAUCAAAACAAGAAGCUCUUAAGAACGACCUGGUGGAGGCUUUGAAGAGAAAGCAGCAGUGUUAAGCCUCUGCUUCCCACUAACAGGACACGCCCGCCGUGCGCUCCUUAGAUUCCUUUCUUAGAAACUUGUUUUCUGCUCCCUCCCUCGAACCUCCCCUCCCCGACAGGUCAGUGACAACUCGCAUCACCACCGCACAGCGCCAUCUCUCCCUGAGAAUAAACCCAGUGAAUCCCGUCUUGUCUCCGAGGCCUACUCCCCCCCCCCACUUUUUGCUAUCAGAACUCUCCAUAUUUCCAUAGAGACCUUGUUUUCGUUUGCCCCGCCCCCCUGUCUCCCACCACCACCCAUUUAUAGGCAUAAAAUACACUGUCUGCCUCCCUUCCCUCCCACCUUUUUGUUACAUUGGUGUAAAAAAUGUAAAACAAAAAAAUUUUAUGAAAUAACUGUGGUGUGUGAAAGAUAGAAGCAAAACUGGAAAUCUGA
This is a messenger RNA of Phacochoerus africanus (Common warthog), 1753 nucleotides long. RefSeq names its product capping actin protein of muscle Z-line subunit beta (gene CAPZB). The transcript has 9 exons. The coding region runs from base 427 to 1332 and encodes 301 amino acids. Gene Ontology annotation, cellular component: cytoplasm; F-actin capping protein complex. Lineage: Eukaryota; Metazoa; Chordata; Mammalia; Artiodactyla; Suidae. The record is from RefSeq and is a predicted model, not a curated record. Gene Ontology annotation, biological process: cell morphogenesis; barbed-end actin filament capping; negative regulation of filopodium assembly. Gene Ontology annotation, molecular function: actin filament binding.